This is a messenger RNA of Zalophus californianus (California sea lion), 1831 nucleotides long. RefSeq lists its product as uncharacterized. The record is from RefSeq and is a predicted model, not a curated record. Lineage: Eukaryota; Metazoa; Chordata; Mammalia; Carnivora; Otariidae. The transcript is spliced from 12 exons. The coding region runs from base 1 to 1698 and encodes 565 amino acids.
AUGUCCCCUUACGUGGAGUCCCCUGCGGACACCUGUGUACACUACUUCCUCUAUACAUUGGAGACAAAGGCCCUGCUUCCCUCGGGGGCUUGUGUGGGGUCAAAAGCGUACCUCGUCCCUCGCAGCGCCACUGGCUGUGACGACCUCGACCCGCGGCGGGGACACCAGGAGCUCUCCAGGUCCGAGGCCGAGGCCACCCUCCGGAACCCUGGAGGGGCGCUCUGCCUCCACCCCUCCCCCUCCCCCCUCCCCCUCCUCUCGCCUCUCCCCCUCGGCCCCCCCCCCCCCCCGCUCCGCCUCCUCGCGGGCCGCCCUCUCCAGCCCCCGCCCCCCCCGCCGCGCCCCGGGCCGCCCGUCGCCAAGGUGCAGGGCGCACGCGGGAGGCCGGCCGGCGAGGGACGCGGGGACCCGACGCCCGAGGCAAGGUACUAUUUUCAGAAUCCAGGUGGAAUCUCACACAGUAAAACAAUGCCAAGAGAAAAGGAAGGAAGACAAAAAACUAAAGGAACACCCCUGCCCAUCGUUCCAAUUCUUCAAAAGUUCCUGAAAACAUACGAGAAGCACUGCGCCCAGACGCAGACAUCUGUGUGUCCAGCCAUCAAACAGGACUUGAAAACCAGCAUCAACAAUGAACAGAUUCUCAGGAAAUUUAUGCUUGUAAGACCUGAAGUCUCCCCGACAAGCAUCCUACCAAUAUCCUUAGAACCUUUGCUCAUGACAAUUCGAGAUGAGUGUUAUAUGCUGGGGAAAGAGAUCUGUAUCUGGAGCCUUCAACUGAGUAACCCAGAGAUUGCCAGACUGGCUUCGCUUCUGGAGUUGAAGGGGCGUGCCGCCUGCCCAUUUACCAGCCUGGAGCUCAUUGACUGCAGGAUGGAUCUGUGGGCUCUCGGGAGACUUGGGAGGGCUCUGCCAUGCAGCUGUCUGCGUUCUCUCAUCCUCGAUUACUGCAGACUUGGAAGUGAAGAAAUUGAGAGUAUUUUCUCAGGCCUGGAGAACAACCAAAGGCUUCAAGCCCUCAGUCUGCGCUACUGUGGUCUGGGGCCACAGAGCGGGCCAUGGCUGGGCGCCAUCAUAUACCACAGCUCCAUUUGUGAGCUGCACCUUGACGGCAAUUACUUACAGUGUUCUGGGGCUCUGAGUCUCCUCAGACCUGUAGCCGAGUAUGCAAAGACACAGGGGAGAGAGCAGCCGGCCACAUCCCCACCAGACCCCGGGAGUCCCCCUCAGCAGCUACAGGCCAAACAGAGGGGAAGUUCAACUUUGAACCAGAUUACAAAGUCACCUGGAGCUCUAACAGGGAAAACUACUUCAGGGAAGGAGAGGAGAAAAAAAGGAAUCAAGAAAAUUAAAGAUUUGACUGAUACUGGUCCUUGGUUAGUGAAAUUGUAUUUGGCAGAUAAUGGCAUAGACGGAAAAGGAAAAGAAGGAGAAAAUGGCUUGUUGGAAUUCACUCAAAUUUUAACAUGCCUGAUCACAUCCUCUGCUCACUUAAGGGAAAUUGACCUCGGAAACAAUGUCCUGGGAGAAAUGGCUGUUGCUGACAUUCUUGAAGCACUGAGAGCCAGAAAGACAGGUAAACUCCCAAUCUUAAAAAUUAUAGUCACUCCUCAAGUCUCUUCAGAAACCUUCAGAUCUAUUUGGAAAAAUAGCAGGAAAUCUAGUAUUACCCGUAGAAAGAAGAAAAAGGCUAAAAACUGAAGAUGGAUGCCAUAGAUCUUUAUGGAUGCUGUCUAUUUCCAUGGCCAACCAGACGUAUAGAAAGAUAUAGCUUUUUCUAUAAUAAUAGUUUUCACUGGAACCAAGCCCAUCUCAAAUUCUAAAAUUUGAUGAC